AUGGCGCCGUCGACAAAAUAUCAAAAAAGGUAAUAUAAAUUAUUUAUGAUAUUGAGAUGUAAUCCUUUGUAAUCCGUCAUGCAUAUCGUUUUUGCUUAGGCCAAAAUUAGCAUAUAAACCUUUCUUGUAUAAGCAGUAAUAAUUUAUUAGCGUGAAUAUAAAUCAAUUCUUCAUACAAUUAUAAAAAAAAAAAAAAUACUGGAAGUUACGUUCGCAAGGGAAGUUCAAGUGCUGCCUUGACUCUACCUACAGCAGUACAGUGCCACAGUGAGAGUGCACCCUUGCCAUGUUCACAAAUGUUGUUAAUAGUAUUAGCCAUAAUCUCAACGGUAUAUACAAGCCAUUUAUGAUUUUUAUGGCCCAUAAAACCCAUAAAUUAUGGGCACUUGCUGGACAGUCGUACGUGCAUGCGACGGUUUGGAGGUGUCGCGUGUUAGUAUUGUAUAAAACAAUGCCCUCAACUUCCAAAACAGAUUUACACGUUGAUUUAAAACAUAUGCUAUUGAUAAAUUUCCAGUGUCUUAUUUAACAAAUAACAAAUCGGCAGAAACAGAUCAGAUCGCAGAAAUAAUCAUGAUAGAAUCGAGACAACUGCAUGUUGCCGGCAUGUACUGAUGUACAGUUAUGGUUAUUGGUUUAUAAAUUGUUUUAGAGAAAUAAAAAAUGAAACGAAAGUAUAAAUCAGGAUCUGCAAAAAGGGCGGAAAAGAGAAGAAGUAUUCAAAUAGCUACCAAAAUACAGCUCGUAUAGCCUCAUUCUUUGAAAAAGCUGAAAAUGUUGAAAGUGAUGCUGAAGAUACUCCAUCAACAUCUUCCUUGGCUGAUGAAGCUCAAUUAAGUACAUCAAAUGAAGGUGUAGACAGUGGGAGCAUGAAGAAAAAUGCUGAAACUUCUAAUGAUCAAUUAGGACUUUUCCAUCUGGCCAAUGAAUACCCUACUGACAGAAGGCACUUCCCAUCCUCAAUUGAAGAAGGGGAUUUAAAGAGACUUAUUCUUAGUCAUGGCCCAUGUAAACCUGAUGGACCAUUUACAGUGGAAGACGAACAAG
This is a messenger RNA of Paramuricea clavata, 1047 nucleotides long. The record is from the annotation of a GenBank genome assembly. Lineage: Eukaryota; Metazoa; Cnidaria; Anthozoa; Malacalcyonacea; Plexauridae.